AUGGACUUGGGCAAAGUUGAAACAGGAAGCAGUGGUGACGAGGAUAUAGGCCCGGGUCCACUGCAACCAAAAAGAGCUCUUCCGAAGGAUCUCCCUAUGUCGCUAGACGACAGGCGGCGGCCUCAAUACGAGGCUCAAGAAGGGGAGAUGUAUGAUGCCUGGCAAGGACAAUCGCAGUACUUUACGACACCGAUGCCUGCCAAGCUCAACUUUUCGUUGGAUAUAGACCACGACUCCGAUGAGGAUCGAAAGGAGAAAGAACGAGAAAACAAUGACAAACGGCUCGAGUCCAUGUUAGCAGCCCAAGCUGCUUUCCACUCAGACGAUUCUGAAUUAAUCAACGAAGAUGAUAUCCUCAACAGUUCAAAGAUGUCAGAGCAGGAGAAAAAGGCUAGGCUUCAGAAACUGCUCAAUAUGGCAGCGAGUAAUGGCGAACCGGAAAGGGUGAGAAAAAUACUGAGUGGGAGAGCUAGGGACUAUAUUGAUGUGGACGCUGUGGAUGAAGAAGGCUCAAGCCCUCUCAUAUACGCCGCGUGCUUUGGGCACGAAGAGGUAGUGUCACUGCUUGUCACAGCAGGGGCAAACGUCAACCUGCAAGACAGCCACAAGUGGAGCUCACUCACAUGGGCUAUGACCAAUCGCCAUAAAGGGAUCGCAAAGAUACUCCUAGAUCAUGGGGCAUCUUCAGAAAUCAAAACAACAUCUGGCGGUACAGCAUUUGACUUCGUAGAACCCCACAGCGAAAUGUCUGACUAUCUACAAGAAACUGGGUACAUCGGGAAUGCCGGGAUCACGGAGGAUUUUUACGACACAGGGAUGGCGGAGGAGAGGUUUGAGGAGCAAAUGCUAGAGUAUGAAAUGAAGAGGCGGAUGAUGAUGGAGAGUUCCAUAAAUCUUGAGGUCGACCUCUCGAGCCUUGGACUUGACGAACAGCCUGACACCCCCCCAAAUGACGAUUUUGAUGACAGCGAGGAUUUCGUUUGGGACAAAUGUUUACCAGAUCAGAUGUUCGUAUUCUCAGAACGGGACCUACCUAGGAUCAUGGACAUCGUCGUGACAAAUAUGCUCCCUCAACGGUCACCGUCCCAAAAACCCAUACCUGCAAAUGUCCUCUUUCUUAGCGCCCGGUUUGCUCACUAUAGCGGUAAUACUGAGCUGCUGAGAAAACUUCUCUUUAGGUCUAUGGAGGCGAUUAACAGCGUUGUGGAAGAGCAUCAGUGGGAUAUGACGAUUCUGGCUUUCUGGAUCUCCAAUUGCACUCUGUUGCUCCACUAUCUGCGGAAAGACACAGGUCUAGUAGGGAGUACGGUUGAGUUCCAGGUUCAACUAGCCGAAUUAAUCAACGAGAUCUAUAUCUUAAUUGUCCGCGAUGCCGAACGGCGUAUUGACAAAGUCCUAGAUGCCUCGAUGCUGGACCAUGAAACAAUCCCUGGCUUUGAAGAAAUCCACUUCCAAAACGAAUGGAGGAUAUUUAGAAGCCGAAAAAAAGUCCACCCUGAACCGCCAAUGAAUGUAAAGCGAUUCCGACCACCUAGCCCCAAACGUAAGGCGCAACCUUCACCAAGAAUGGUAACAUCACUGUUAUCAUCGACACUCUUUGUGCUGGACCUCUACGACAUCCAUUCUGUGAUUGCAACUCAGAUAGUAUCUCAAUUAUUUUACUGGCUGGCGGCUGAACUAUUCAAUCGAAUAAUGUCGAACAGAAGGUAUCUCGCGAGGACCAAGGCCAUGCAAAUAAGGAUGAAUAUAUCUGUUCUGGAGGAUUGGGCACGAUCAAACAAUCGAUCGCCAGAGCACUACGAGGGAGGAUCAUUACACAGCAGUGGAGAGACAACAACGGAGGCAUCGAAAAGGCAUCUGGAGCCUGUGAUACAGCUACUACAGUGGUUGCAGUGUUUCUCAUCCAUGGGCGAGGACCUAGAGUCGCUAAAAUCCACCAUCGACCAAAUGGACCGGCUAUCAGCACAGCAACUUCUUCAUUCAGUGAAACAUUACCGUGCUGAAGUUGGGGAAAAGACACUGUCAAGAGAGUGUAUGAGGUUCCUCGUACGCCAGAGUUUAGACAUUAAUGAUAGGAGGAGGAAGCUUCGAGCCUCCAUAUCGAAUGUAGAAGUCACUAGCCCGACCCUCUCUUCGCCAGCAUCACCUAAUCCGGGUACAAAUAAGAAUGUACCGGGAAAACAUGAAGACGGUCCACCAGUCCAGGAAGAAGAUGGUGGAGAUGCACCUGAGAAUCUCUUAUUUGAUCCCGCUCUGAUGCUACCGUUCGUUCUCCCGACGUCGACUGAUAUGCUACUUACAUUUGGGGCUGGAUUAGGUGGUGUUAAUCGGGAGAGAGAGAGAAAAUACCAACCAUUUCUCCCGGAAGAAUUUCUUAAUACCCUAGACGCCUCCGCUGGAAAAAAUGAUCAUGAUCAUGUGAGCUACGUCGGCCCUUCCCCGUGGGAUAAUGAUGAAGACGAAGAUGAAGACGAAGAUGACAAUGAACGAGGUACGCAAAAUGGCAGGCGGUCUUGA
This is a messenger RNA of Orbilia oligospora ATCC 24927, 2517 nucleotides long. RefSeq lists its product as uncharacterized. The transcript is spliced from 4 exons. The record is from RefSeq and is a predicted model, not a curated record. Gene Ontology annotation, molecular function: GTPase binding. NCBI's taxonomy places the organism in Eukaryota, Fungi, Ascomycota, Orbiliomycetes, Orbiliales, Orbiliaceae. The coding region runs from base 1 to 2517 and encodes 838 amino acids.